Sycon ciliatum is the source of this 3440-nucleotide messenger RNA. RefSeq names its product probable serine/threonine-protein kinase pats1. The coding region runs from base 63 to 2489 and encodes 808 amino acids. Lineage: Eukaryota; Metazoa; Porifera; Calcarea; Leucosolenida; Sycettidae. Gene Ontology annotation, biological process: protein phosphorylation. The transcript is spliced from 6 exons. The record is from RefSeq and is a predicted model, not a curated record. Gene Ontology annotation, molecular function: protein binding; ATP binding; protein serine/threonine kinase activity.
GGAGUCUUCAUUAUUUCAGUUGAAGACAUUCACCACCCGGUACCCUCUCGUCUCUGUCGACAAUGACAACGGCGGAGGAGUCUCUUCUGCAAGAUUUGGGUUUGCGCAGAGGGCAAAUCGCGUACCUCGGAGCUAUCGCGGUGAGGGAUGAAGACGAGAUUGGUCGCGGAUCCGACGCAGUCGUGUAUCGGGUAGAAUGGCAAGGCAUUCCCGUGGCUGCGAAAGUACCGCACUCUCUCCUCGUACAACCAGGUGUGCACGGAAGAGAGGAAAAGCUGCGAGGCUUUGGUGCUGAAAUUAGCAAUCUCUCUCGCCUUCACCACCCUAACCUGUGCCAAACGCUUGGCAUAGGAUCCACUGCCGAUCGUGGUCUGCCUGCAUUGGUAGUUGAGCUCUUCGAUCGCACUUUGCAUGAAUGCAGCAUCGGUGAAGGCAGGUUGGACGAUCUAACCCUGAUGUCGUUCCUGGAGCACGCUAUAGCGGGUGUGCGCUAUUUGCACAGCAGCGAUCCGCCAGUGAUUCAUCGUGACCUGACUCUGCGGAACGUGCUGAUCAAGGGUAAUGUCGCGAAACUCGCUGAUUUUGGAGUUGCUCGAGUUACCCAAAGGCAUCUGGUCGGACUCUUGCCCGACCUCACCACGUGUCCUGGGACUCAUUUGUACAUGCCUCCGGAGGCCCUCUCCGAGUUGGCCGUGUACAAUGAAUCACUGGACAUAUUCUCGUAUGCUGUGCUAGCAACAAGCGUCCUGACUGGAUCCGAUCCGUCGCGAAACCUUCUCAGCUCACCCAGGACCAGAGUUGUGGAGAGAGUGGAUGGAGUAAAUGAGGAGAGGGUCAUCAGUGAAGUCGAACGCCGCCAGUUAGACUUGGCCAGGAUACCAGACGACCAUCCGCUCAAGCCUGCCAUCAUCCGCGGCCUUUCCAACAGUGCAGAGGGUCGUCCAAUAGCAGAGGAAAUGCACGAGUUUGUGAAAGUUGCGCAAAGAGACCUAGCCAUGAAUGUGCAGGAGGAUCGUGCUGAGCAGCGGUUGGAGGCCUUGGAGGGUAGAGUACAAGAACGGACAAGAGAUGCCGAGUUAGCCGGGACUGCGGCGCUGGACCAAAAUCAGCUGCUGGGUCGGCUGACGGCCAUGGAGCGGCAGCUGGAGCGAGUGACCAUGAUCGCGGAUCGCACGGUAUCAAUAGACGAGAGACUAAGUACGGCAGUCGCCAGUCUGACCCACACUGCUGAACAGGUUGUAGCGGUUAGGGAGCAAAUGGACGCUGUUGACGAGAGUCUGUCGGCGGUCAAACAGGACGUAGCAAACGUUGAUCGCCGUACGGCCAGUACGGAGGAACGGAUCGCUACCAUUGCCGAGCAGAGCACGGCCACGCAGGCACAGUGUAUUGUGAUGAACGAACGCAUCAACCAAGUACAGGACGGCUUGGAGACUAUUGGCACCCGUGCCACAGCGACACAGCAGAUUUUGGCUAGCCUAAGUGGUGCCGCAGGCACAACAGCGCGUUCUUCACAAUCUUCUGAUGGCGCUAUGGCAAGGCAACCUUCUCACCUGACCACCAAGAUCAAUAAAGAGUUUUUGGCGAGGAUUGCUAAGGCGAGAAAGUGGGUAAAGGUCGAUGUGGCAGCUGAUGGUAUACCAGCUUUGCUUGUUGCUCAUGGCAACCGUCUGGUUUGCGUGUGGAUAAGUCACCCGCAUAUCACUUCUAUCCAGCAGACUACUGAUCUUGUCUCCUGGACAAGUAUUGGAUUGCCACUGGAAUUUCACCGUUGCCAUAGCCCGUCGCUUGCAUCCAAUGGUAAGAGGCUGUUCAUGUAUUGCAUCGAUGACGAGGGCAAGCCGGUUUUCCUCCAAUACGGCCCGGGGUGGUUGGGUUCGCGCCAUACAUGGAGCAAGCUGUCAGACGUACCAGACGGCAUUGAUCAUUCAUUCUGUGCAAUGCAUGCAACGGAAAACACUGUCAGCCUAUUUGGUAGUAUGUCUCUGUGCGGAAGUCAGGCCAUAAGCACAUACUCGCUAGCAGGUGGCCAGUGGAAUACGCCUGCUUCAAGAAGAGAAAGCGGCCACCAGUUUCCAAGUCUUCCAUAUGUUCCAGGUCCUCCUGGCUUCCGAGGAAGAGGAUCCGUCGUGGAAUGUGACAACACCCUCUUUCUAAUUGGAGGAGAGUACAGCAGGUGCCUUCGGUUGCGUGAUGGGCGUUGGGAACAGGACUGGUGGCCUGAGAUUGACCUGACAUUCGGUACUGCGUGUGCACUCUCUGCUGACAGUAUCGCAAUGUUCAAAUUCCAUAACGGGUGGAGUUGCACCGUGCGUCACUUGCCAUCAUCGAAGGAGUACAAUCUGAUAGUGCCCAGCUGGAGCAUCAUGACUGCACUCUUCAGUUCGAAUUCGCAUAGUGAGCCCUCCAUGGCUGUCUUCCAGGAAGCCCUGGUACUCUCCCUGGGCUCUCAGGGAGUUUUCACGCUCGACAUGAGAGCCUUCCAGCACUGAAUUCGAGGUCAGCUUGCACUGCAAGCGUGUGCCAAGCUGUCCGGCCAUGCGCGUUCCUGAUUGACGGCAGCGCGGGCUGUGUGCCGCAACACAUGCGAAUGGCAUGAGCACGAAAAAAUGCUUGAUGGCCAGUUGGCGGCCGCACAUUUGCCGUACCAUGCCUGCAUGUGUAAUGCACUUCUGCAGCAAUGUACAAUACACCGCUCUGCUCCGUCUAAAGCAAUCCAGUAAUUUUGCGUGUGUAUCUUGUGUACGAAAAAGCAACUGCUCGUUCUUCUGUCUGUGAAUCUUCAAUCUUGUGUACAUACUUACUUAUGGUAUUCCUCACGGUUGAUCUGCUGUUGGCAAUGUUUAUAAUGCAAAUGAUGAUCGUACAACUGCAGAGCUGUCAAUGGAUGCUCUCGUACUACAUCUCGCACGUGUAUUGUGUUUACCAUUCGUACAGGUACAUUGUAUAUUCUGUUGCCCCGCACCCAGACUGUGCUAAACAGAAGUACGUUUCCAACGCUCUUCAUUUCAAUCGAAUUUCCAUUUGAACAGUAGGCUGCCACAAUACAAUAUCAUGCACAGGCUACAGCAGCACUACAUAACUGCUGUGAUUCCCCUGACCUUUCCCUGCAUUCCAGCUUUUGAUUAUGCAUUCAUCUCUAUGCUAGUUUUUAGUAUUUGCAGAGUCCCUGGUGGCAUGGGCUUAUUCAAGAGGAUGUCUGUUAGCAUCCUAUGCUAAGAGGAGCUUAAGGCAGAGUUCUCUUUCUCUUUUCAAAUCCCUCAACCGAUUAAUACUGCUAGAGAAGUUUUGCGCUGUUCUUCCCUGCGGCAUAUUGGUGUUCUACCAAUCAAAUUACGAGCAAGAACCAGUGCGUUUUAUGGCAAAUUCUUCUGUCUUUGGUUGAUUUAAAUUGGCCACAACAUUAUUGUGUGCUGGUGUGCUAUGAUCAUGCCAGUCUCGAA